AACCAAAAAGAGAAAAUGACACAAAAGAUUGAGACACCAAAUCUUGAUUCACCUUCCUCCACCAUAGAACCACCACAACACCUCCCAACAACCACCAACCCCACCACCCCAAAAAAAAACCACAAACUUACCCUCAUCCCAUUAAUCUUCCUCAUAUACUUUGAAGUAGCUGGUGGUCCAUAUGGUGAAGAACCAGCUGUUAAAGCAGCUGGCCCUUUACUAGCAAUUCUUGGAUUUCUAAUUUUCCCCUUUAUUUGGAGUGUACCAGAAGCCCUAAUUACAGCUGAACUUUCAACAACUUUCCCAGGUAAUGGGGGUUUUGUUAUUUGGGCUGAUAAAGCUUUUGGACCCUUUUGGGGUUCUUUAAUGGGUUCUUGGAAAUUCCUUACUGGUGUCAUAAAUAUUGCAUCUUUCCCUGUUUUGUGUAUUAGUUAUUUGGAAGAAAUUUUCCCAAUUCUUGAUUCUGGGGUUCCAAGAAAAUUAGCAAUUCUUGGUUCAACUUUGUUUUUAUCACUUGUUAACUAUACUGGAUUAACAAUUGUUGGGUAUGUAGCUGUUGCACUUGGGGUUAUUUCACUUGCCCCUUUUAUCAUAAUGUCAUUAAUUGCUAUACCAAAGAUUCAUCCUCAUAGAUGGUUGAGUUUAGGUCAAAAGGGGGUUAAAAAAGAUUGGAACUUGUUCUUUAAUACACUCUUUUGGAACUUGAAUUUUUGGGAUAAUGUUAGUACUAUGGCUGGUGAAGUUGAAAAUCCAAGAAAGACAUUUCCUUUAGCACUUUUUUCUAGUGUAGUGUUCACUUGUUUAGGGUAUAUUAUACCACUUAUGGCUGUAACGGGGGCGGUAGACGUGGACCAACGCGAUUGGGACACAGGGUUUAUGGCUAACGCCGCGGAGAUCAUAUCAGGGAGGUGGUUGAAGUUUUGGAUUGAGAUUGGUGCUGUGUUGUCUACCAUUGGAUUGUUUGAAGCUCAAUUGAGUAGUUCAGCAUUUCAAAUUUUGGGUAUGGCUGAGAUUGCAUUUUUACCUAAGUUUUUUGGGCUAAGGUCUAAAUGGUUUAAUACACCUUGGGUUGGGAUUGUGUUGUCAACAACUAUAUCACUUGGGAUGAGUUAUAUGAAUUUUCAAGAUAUUAUUUCUAGUGCAAAUUUCUUGUAUAGUUUAGGUAUGCUUUUGGAGUUUGCAUCAUUUCUUUGGUUAAGGAGGAAGUUUCCAUUGAUUAAAAGGCCUUAUAGGGUGCCAAUGAGAUUGCCACUUUUGGUGAUUAUGUGUUUGGUUCCAUGUGGUUUUUUGGUAUUCAUCAUGGCUAUAGCAACAAAGCUUGUGUAUUUGAUUAGUGGAUUGAUGACUAUUGGAGGGAUUGGAUGGUACUUUUUGAUGAAGUAUUGUAAGUCAAAGAAGUUGUUAAAGUUCAAUGAUAAGGUAGAUGAUGCUUAUGAGGAAUAUGUGGAGUAA
Solanum verrucosum is the source of this 1452-nucleotide messenger RNA. RefSeq names its product probable polyamine transporter At3g13620. The record is from RefSeq and is a predicted model, not a curated record. The transcript has a single exon. Gene Ontology annotation, biological process: transmembrane transport. The coding region runs from base 16 to 1452 and encodes 478 amino acids. Lineage: Eukaryota; Viridiplantae; Streptophyta; Magnoliopsida; Solanales; Solanaceae. Gene Ontology annotation, cellular component: membrane. Gene Ontology annotation, molecular function: transmembrane transporter activity.